Aphanomyces invadans is the source of this 2026-nucleotide messenger RNA. RefSeq lists its product as hypothetical. The coding region runs from base 25 to 1953 and encodes 642 amino acids. The record is from RefSeq and is a predicted model, not a curated record. NCBI's taxonomy places the organism in Eukaryota, Oomycota, Saprolegniomycetes, Saprolegniales, Verrucalvaceae. The transcript is spliced from 10 exons.
GGCUGCUGCAGUCGCCGACGUGACAUGGUCAAGAAGCACGGCAGUGCUUACGGCCAGUCCCAAGCGACGACAGGGUCGACUGCGUUGCAAGCACGGCUCCGGCAAGCGGAGGAUGCGCUGGCCACAGCGCUAAAGACUAUCGCGGUCCAGCAAGAUCGCGAAAAAGAGUUGAGAAAGCUGUUGGAAGUCCACAGUUUGAAGGAGCCAUCCGAUGGGGACGGCCGUGCUGUGAAUUCGCUCGUGGAAGCCAAGGCGCAAGCCCUCAACAACAUCCACACCCAAAAAGUCCGCACCCUCAUGAAGUCGAUCCAUCAAUUGCAAGAACAGGUCGCCACGAUGAAGGCCCAAGACAAGGAGCACCGACGGUCGGCACUCAUUCAGAACCUGCGCAAGCAACAGCGCGACCAAGAGCUCGUCAUGGAAGUGCUCAAGGACACACUCAAGACCAAAGUUGGCGAGUUCAAUAAUAGCUUGGAUGCCGUGAACGACUACAUUUUAAAGAAGACGCUUGGCGGCCCCAAGCGCUUCCGCCCCAAAACUCGCGAAGAGAUCGAGCUCGAGUUUGUCGAGCUCGACAAGAAAUACAAACGAGUGCUGGCCAGCUUGAAGCGGGCCAAGUCGGUCGCUGCGCAAGACGCCCCUGCAGAAGAUGCAACGCCACCAGCCGACACGUCGAGCGUCGACGUCGAGGCGAUGCAGCGAGAAAUCGAGUCGUUGCGCGUGCUAGUAGCAGCGAAAGACAACAACUUGCAAGCGCAGACGGCGGACAACCUCGCGCUGAAGAAACGCGUCGACGAGCUGCUAUUGUAUGACGUAAGCGACGUCAUGGCGAGACUUACGUUAGGUAGGGUCCACGAUAAGUGGGUGCGCACCAAGGCCAAGUACGCAGCGAGCAAGGAAGCCAUCGCGAAGCUGGAAAGCGACGCGAUUCGACUGAUCCAGGCCAAGGAACAGGAAACGGCACUCCGGGAACAGGUCGAAGCUGAACUCGCCUGCCUCCAAGAUAUGCAAGCGCAAGACGCCGCGAACGGCAGCAGCGUCCAUGCGACGUUGCAGCACCAGAUUCAAGCGCUCAAGGCUCAGGAAGCCGCCUUGCUGGAGCAGAUGGAAGCGCAGACACAAAAGUGGACGGACGACCGGCUUGCGAUUCUGGCUCAGAUACGGACACAGGAGGCCCAUGUGGCAUCGAUUGAAGCGCAAAGCAAGGCGUCUGCGAGCCAAGUGCAGGACUUGACGGCCGAACGAGAUGAGCUGAAGGCCAAGCUUGACGCGGCAGUAGCUGCUGCCGCAGCGCUCCAACAGACACUGGCUGCGCAACAUGACGAAGCCGAAAUGAGCAAUGAUGCAGCUGCUCUCAAAGCGGCGACUUCCAAAGAGACAGAGUUGCUUGCAUUGGUGGGUGCCAAAGACCAGCAACUGAAAGCGUUUGAGAAGCAAAUCUUGGCGUCGAAACUCCUCGCGCGGCUGCACAAAAAGGAAAAGGAGCAACUACUGCUCCAAAUGGACAAAUUGCGUACGCUGGUGUCGAAUUCAGCGCCACCCACAGACACGUCACGGGUCAUUGCACAAGCACAGCUCAAGCUCUCCACGGAAGAACCGUUGUCGUCGGAGAGUGUGACGCCUGCAGUGCCACCUCACAAUGAAGAUCCAACGCCUCCAAGUGAAAUACCCAUGGGGAAGCCCACAACUUCUCUAGGACAAUAUCCACCCACAGAAUCCCCUGCAUCGACUCAGUCUGAAACAGGAUGGGAGCAAGCGGACCACGGAGAAACACGUCAGAGCAGCCCAGACGAGUUCGUCGAUCGCGUCGUGUCCUCUGCACUGCUCAAGAGAACCAAGGAUGUGCUACAUGCACGGAAUGAGGGCAAGUCCGAGGAAGGCGCACGACCCCUCGAGACGCAUUCGUUUGCCGCAGCGACAGACGCUGAUGCACUAACGACAGCGGUGGAGUGAUGGAACCUAAUUUCACAUAUGUCAAAUGGCUCUAAACCUCUGUAAUUGAAUGACGAAAACCUCUGAAAGCGUA